Molecule: messenger RNA, 1252 nt
Organism: Venturia canescens
Lineage: Eukaryota; Metazoa; Arthropoda; Insecta; Hymenoptera; Ichneumonidae
Gene: GstS4
Product: glutathione S-transferase-like
Exons: 5
Coding region: 253-954 (233 amino acids)
Biological process (GO): glutathione metabolic process
Molecular function (GO): glutathione transferase activity
Source: RefSeq, a predicted model, not a curated record
UUUUUCCAAUUAGUAGAUUCGGGUGUGAAAAAGUCGGUUUUCACUCUACUCAAAAUGAUGUAAAAAUUGAUAAGAGUUUAUAAAUCCAUGAGAUUGUAAAUCGGUUUGAAUGAUGGGUGAGUCGGCGGUUGCACCUGGCCGGUAUAAUCGAAGCUGGGAUUCGAAAGAGCCAAUAAGCGCAACGUGACAGUGAAAUGGCGUAAUUUUUUAACAAUUUUGUUUGUUGCUCUGGAAAGACGAUAUUAUUGACGGAUGAUUUUCUAUAUAUUUUCGAUGUUACUGUACGACGCACUUGGAGGGAAUAAAGGCGUUCUAGCAUUGGGUUAUGACGACAUUCGGACAAUGCCGCAAUACAAGUUGACCUACUUCGAUGUUAUGGGCCUCGGAGAGCCCAUAAGACUACUUCUCAGUUACGGUGGGCACGAAUUCGAGGAUAUGCGAGUCGCGCGGGAGGCCUGGCCUGCUAUGAAAAAAUUGACACCGUUCGGCCAACUGCCUUUAUUACAAAUUGAUGGAGAAACAUACGGCCAGACGUUGCCGAUUUGUCGUUAUCUCGCCAAGCAGUUGAAUCUCAUUGGAAAAACUGACGUCGAUGCCCUGAGAAUCGAUGCGAUCGCGAAUGCUCUUCACGACAUGAGAAAACAGGUUGCACUCUUCUACAGAGAACCGGAUCCACUCGUCAGUGCAAAAAUAAAGGUAGAAACUGUUGGCAAAAUCGUCCCAUUUUUCCUAGACAAGUUUGAGGAGCUGGCGAAAAAAAAUGGUGGAUAUUUACACGGCGGCGAGUUGAGCUAUGCCGACAUCUUUUUUGUUGGUAUCCACGACUCGGUAGUCAACGCCUGUGGUCCCGAAAUAAUGAGCGGCAGACCGAGUCUUCAAGCGCUCAGAGAAAGAGUCGUCGCUCUUCCAAAUGUCAAGGCAUGGAUCGACAAAAGACCGAAGAACGAUUUCUGAUCGCCGGGCUCUUGAAUUUUUAAUCAUUUUCAAUAUUCCUGUCGAAUCAUUGGUGUUCCUUUGACGAACAAAAAAAUGCUUAGUUAGCGUAGAGGAACACUUCUCGAUCUUAUUCCAGCAGUUAUUGCACCGAACAAUCGAAAAAAUCCGCACUGGGCGGUGCGUAUAUUGAGUAAACUUGGCUCAAAAGUCCACUCGGACUGGUCAGAUCUUUAUAAAAUUUGAGUACGAUACUUCUAAAUAUGCAUACUUUCGAAAAAUUCAAUAAAAAAUGGAUUUUUUGAAAAUCCCAAUUAGC